Helianthus annuus (common sunflower) is the source of this 981-nucleotide messenger RNA. RefSeq lists its product as uncharacterized. The coding region runs from base 1 to 981 and encodes 326 amino acids. Lineage: Eukaryota; Viridiplantae; Streptophyta; Magnoliopsida; Asterales; Asteraceae. The transcript has a single exon. Gene Ontology annotation, molecular function: nucleic acid binding; zinc ion binding. The record is from RefSeq and is a predicted model, not a curated record.
AUGUUGAAUAAGGUUAAUUAUACAAUUUGGGUGUUGCGUAUCCACGCGAUUUUUAACGUUCAUGGCGUGUGGGAGGCCAUUGAACCCGGAACUGAAACCGAUGUGAAGAAAAACAAUAUGGCGAUUGCCUUGUUGUUUCAAUCCAUACCGGAAGAACAGAUCUUGCAAGUUGGUAAUAUGAAGACGACAAAAGAGAUGUGGGAUGCACUGAAAGCGCGCCAACUGGGAGCCGAUCAGGUACGUGAAGCAAGACUACAGACACUCAUGUCAGAAUUUGAGGCGUUGAAGAUGAAGGAUUCUAGUAAAGUUGAUGAGUUUUCUAGUCAGUUAACAGGAAUGUCUUCAAAAGCGGCGUCUCUCGGUUUUAUAAUAGAGGAACAAAGGAUCGUGAAAAAGUUUCUCAGUGGUUUACCAAGGCGGUUCAUCCAUAUGGUAGCCUCAGUUGAGCAACUUGUGGAUCUAAAACAGGUUGCAUUCGACGAUGUUGUUGGUCGAAUAAAGGCGUAUGAAAAACGCAUAAAAGAUGAAGAAUUGCAGUCGGAUAAUCAAGGUACUCAAACGAAACCAAUGUUUAAUAAUUCUAAUGCCUCUUCAAGUUCUAGACAGACUUCACGCGAUUCGAGUAGCGGACGCGGGAAAGGCUCGAACCGUGGACGUGGUGGUGGACGCGGUCGAAACCAAUCUGGUCAAAACCGCGGGUCACAAGGCGGGUCCAACGAAGGGGAUAAAGAACAAGGAAAGAAGGAUUAUUCGAAGGUUCAAUGCUUCCGAUGCGACAAGUUCGGUCACUUUGUUUCGAGAUGUCCAGAGCGAAAGAAAGAGAAACAAGCAAACUUGAUCGAUGCGGAAGAAAUUGUCCCGUCUUUGAUUAUGGUGCAAGAUGUUCAAGAAAUCGUUUACUUGAAUGAAGAAAAGGUCAUUCCAAAAAAUUAUGAGAACGGUUCGGAAGAAAAAGACUUGUGGUAUUUGGAUAUGGCGUGA